Trichosurus vulpecula (common brushtail) is the source of this 5756-nucleotide messenger RNA. RefSeq names its product receptor tyrosine kinase like orphan receptor 1 (gene ROR1). Bases 1 to 2745 code for a protein of 914 amino acids. Gene Ontology annotation, cellular component: signaling receptor complex. Lineage: Eukaryota; Metazoa; Chordata; Mammalia; Diprotodontia; Phalangeridae. Gene Ontology annotation, biological process: multicellular organism development; positive regulation of canonical NF-kappaB signal transduction; cell surface receptor protein tyrosine kinase signaling pathway. The transcript is spliced from 9 exons. Gene Ontology annotation, molecular function: protein kinase activity; protein binding; ATP binding. The record is from RefSeq and is a predicted model, not a curated record.
AUGGAGGGCAGUAUGGAAAAAACAGACGCAUCGGUGUCCGCGGCUGCCGACGUACUGCCUACCUCCUCCUGGAACAUUUCAAGCGAACUCGACAAAGAUUCCUUCUUGACGCUGGAUGAGCCCAUGAACAACAUAACCACAUCUCUGGGUCAGACUGCUGAACUGCACUGCAAAGUCUCUGGAAACCCACCCCCAACCAUCCGCUGGUUUAAAAAUGAUGCUCCUGUGGUCCAAGAGCCCAGGAGGAUUUCCUUUCGAGCUACCAACUAUGGUUCUCGCUUGCGGAUACGGAAUCUGGACACUACAGACACUGGUUACUUCCAGUGUGUUGCGAGCAAUGGCAAAAAAGUUGUGUCCACCACUGGAGUCCUCUUUGUCAAGUUCGGUCCCCCGCCCACGGCAAGCCCUGGAACAUCGGAUGAAUAUGAAGAAGAUGGGUUCUGCCAGCCAUACCGAGGAAUCGCAUGUGCCAGAUUCAUUGGUAACCGCACUGUCUACAUGGAGUCUUUGCACAUGCAAGGAGAAAUAGAAAAUCAGAUUACAGCUGCCUUCACCAUGAUCGGCACGUCCAGUCACCUAUCCGAUAAGUGCUCCCAGUUCGCGAUCCCCUCCCUUUGUCACUAUGCUUUCCCCUACUGUGAUGAGACCUCACCGGUUCCGAAGCCUCGAGACCUGUGCCGGGAUGAAUGUGAAAUCUUGGAGAAUGUCCUUUGUCAGACUGAGUACAUUUUCGCCAGGUCAAAUCCCAUGAUUCUGAUGAGGCUUAAGUUGCCCAACUGUGAAGACCUCCCCCAGCCAGAGAGCCCAGAGGCUGCCAACUGUAUCCGGAUUGGGAUCCCCAUGGCUGAUCCCAUCAAUAAAAAUCACAAGUGUUACAACAGUACCGGAGCAGAUUACCGAGGAACGGUCAGCGUGACGAAAUCUGGCCGACAGUGCCAGCCGUGGAACUCCCAGUAUCCCCAUACACACACGUUCACGGCUGUCAGAUACCCUGAGCUGAAUGGGGGACAUUCCUACUGCCGCAAUCCUGGGAAUCAGAAGGAAGCCCCAUGGUGUUUCACCUUAGAUGAAAAUUUUAAGGCUGACCUAUGUGACAUCCCAGCAUGUGAUUCCAAGGAUUCCAAGGAGAAGAAUAAGAUGGAGAUCCUCUACAUCUUGGUGCCCAGUGUGGCCAUCCCUCUGGCCAUUGCCUUGCUCUUCUUUUUCAUCUGCGUCUGUCGCAACAACCAGAAGCCCUCCUCGCCCCCCACCCAGAGACAGCCGAAGCACGUCCGGGGUCAGAAUGUGGAGAUGUCCAUGCUGUCUGCCUAUAAACCCAAGAGCAAAGCCAAAGAGUUGCCUCUGUCGGCUGUCCGGUUCAUGGAAGAAUUGGGUGAAUGUGCCUUUGGGAAAAUAUACAAAGGGCAUCUCUAUCUCCCAGGAAUGGACCAUGCUCAGCUGGUUGCAAUCAAGACCCUGAAAGACUUUAACAAUCCGCAGCAAUGGGCAGAGUUUCAGCAGGAAGCCUCCCUCAUGGCAGAGCUCCACCACCCCAAUAUCGUCUGCCUUCUCGGGGUGGUCACCCAGGAACAGCCGGUGUGCAUGCUGUUUGAGUACAUGAACCAGGGGGACCUGCACGAGUUCCUUAUUAUGAGGUCCCCGCAUUCUGAUGUGGGUUGCAGCAGCGACGAAGACGGAACCGUCAAAUCAAGCCUGGAUCACGGCGACUUCCUGCACAUCGCGAUUCAGAUCGCUGCAGGGAUGGAGUACCUAUCCAGUCACUUCUUCGUACACAAGGACCUCGCUGCUCGAAACAUCUUGAUCGGUGAGCAGCUCCACGUGAAGAUUUCCGACUUGGGGCUUUCCAGGGAGAUCUACUCAGCCGACUACUACCGAGUGCAAAGCAAGUCUCUGCUGCCCAUCCGCUGGAUGCCCCCCGAAGCCAUCAUGUAUGGCAAGUUCUCUUCGGAUUCCGACAUCUGGUCCUUUGGCGUCGUCUUGUGGGAGAUUUUCAGCUUCGGACUCCAGCCCUAUUAUGGCUUCAGUAACCAGGAAGUGGUGGAGAUGGUCAGGAAGCGGCAACUCUUGCCAUGCUCGGAAGACUGCCCUCCCAGGAUGUACAGCCUGAUGACGGAAUGCUGGAAUGAGAUUCCUUCGAGGAGACCGCGCUUCAAGGACAUCCAUGUCAGACUCCGUUCCUGGGAAGGGAUUUCGAGCCAUACCAGCUCCACAUCUCCCUCCGGGGGCAAUGCCACCACCCAGACCACCUCGCUCAGCGCGAGCCCCAUCAGCAAUCUCAGCAACCCAAGAUAUCCCAACUACAUGUUUCCAGCCCAGGGUAUACCUCAGGGGCAGAUCGCUGGCUUCAUUGGUCCCCCCAUACCUCAAAACCAGCGAUUCAUCCCCAUCAAUGGGUACCCGAUACCUCCUGGAUAUGCUGCUUUUCCAGCAACUCACUACCAGCCCCAGGGCCCACCCAGAGUCAUUCAACACUGUCCGCCUCCUAAGAGCCGCUCACCCAGCAGCGCCAGUGGCUCCACCAGCACUGGUCAUGUAACUAGCUUGCCCUCUUCGGGAUCCAACCAGGAGGCGAACAUCCCCUUGCUAUCCCAUGUGUCCCUUCCAAAUCAUCCAAGCGGAAUUGGCAUAACCGUUUUUGGAAACAAAACUCAGAAACCUUAUAAAAUAGACUCCAAACAACCAUCUUUACUAGGGGACUCAAAUAUCCAUGGACACACUGAAUCAAUGAUUUCUGCAGAACUGUAAAACACAAUUUUUUUAUAAAUAUGAUAUACAGUACAAACUAGAAAGCCGUAGAAAAGAUUUAUAUUCAAAUAUUUUAUUAAAGUAAGAUUUUUUUGAUUGUUUAGCAGGCAUUGCAACAAGUAUCUUCUGUGAAGUGUAACUGUGUGCUUAGCAAGAUGGGCCAUAACAGACGGCCAAAAAAAAUCUUUUAUUUAGUCAACAAAAAUUAUUAAGUACCUAUUAUGUGCUAAAUGCUGGGAAUACAGAGACAAAAGUGACACAGUCCCUGCCCCAAGGAACUUAUAUUCUAUUCCUAUUGUGCCUUGAACAUUGUGUCAUGUUGGGUAACCUGACAUCAGGAUUGGUGCACAUCACAUCAGGUACUCAAAGCUAUCAUCCAAGGAAGAGUCAUUUUCAAAGAAAUGUGAGGAUGGGAUUUCCAACCAAGUCAAAGAGUGCAUUGGAUAUCCAGUGGCUUUAGUACUCCCCAAAAUCUAUCCAGUAGCUUUUGUGUGACCACCAUGUUUAUUUUCAUGUUUAGAAAGGGUAAGACUUUGGUUCAAUUUGAGCAUAGUGCAUGUUGGCAUGGAAGACUGAUGUUUACUUUUUUUUUUCUUUUGGUCCAGACCUGUGAUUUCAUCAUUUGGGGAACUCCCAUUGUGGAAAUUCCCUACACUCUUGCAGUUUGGGCCACUUGGCUGUUCCUCACAGUCUUAGAAAGUUGCCCAGGGAAUUGGGAGGCUAAGUAAUUCACCCAAGAUCACCCAGCUAAAGGCAGGAAAGACUUGAACCCAAGUCUUCUUGACCCCAAUACCAGACCACUAGCCACUCCAUUCCUCGGCAUUUCAAAAAAAGUAAGGGAAUUUGAGACCAACAACAUUAAAAUAUAGGAUUCAAUAUGAGCCAUGAGAGGUUUUCAUUAUUUCUCCAUGGGUUUUCUCUGUGGUGAGGUGCCCAUACUUUUUCUUGGAUGUAAAUUUCCUUUGCCCAAAGGGCAGGCCUUCUGAUGGUUCUCAUGACCCCUUAUUCAGUCGUGCUGGAGCUAGACACUUUUCUCCAUACCUAUGCCACUGAAGCCCCUAUAAUAACUUGAGGCGCAGGUAUGUCAGGCAUGGGAGCAGAAAUAAAUGCUGACAGAGGCCUGGUUAUUUCAUAACACGUGUCCUAAUCUAGUAGAUGGUUUAAGCUGAAGGGAUGAUGAAAAUGAAAAUGACUUCAAGGCAUGAUCCAAAGGAUAAUCCCAAGGCUAGAGAGUCUCUAGAGAUGCUCCUCUGGAUCGACAAGGCCAAUGAGUGUUGUAUGGUGGCAUGGUACCAGCUGAAUGCUCCUUCCCCAUUUUGUAUUUAUUACAUUUCCAAGAGUUCAGAGAAGCAUAACAUCAGCAAGAUGGUUUACCAUCAAUGAAUCAAAAUUCCCAGUUUUUUUGCCCCAGUCUGAUCUUGAUGAUAAUGAAAUUUCCUGCUAAGUUAAUUAAAGUGAUGCCUUUUAAAUGAGCCGGAUAUGUCCAAUGGGCUUUCCUCAAAUCCCAACAUUUAAAUGACCAUGGUUGUUGGAAAUUGAUUGGAAUCCAAAAAAUAUGAUUCCCAUAUGAUAGUUGCAUUAUCAUAGUCUACUCUUCCACUUCCCAUGGGCUUAUAUGGAUAGCCAGGAUUUUAUAGAUAACCAAUAACUGGGGUAUUUAAUCUGUUAAAUAGAAGCAACAUAUUAUCUAGUAUACGCAGAUGGAGGUACAGGCUAUGGAGUAAAUGACCUUUACCAGCCAGACACAUUAUACUGAGUUUGGAAUUUGCAUAGGUUUCAUGUUUCUAUACAGAAGGGAUUUUUAUAUUUGAUUUUUGUUUCUCUUGGGAACAGUGCCUCAUAUUAAAAAAAACAUUAAAGAGACUCAUAGCAUGUGAAGUAGAUCUUGCAAACAAUAUUUAACAUGAGAGAAUUAGAAACAUCUCGAUGUUUCCAUUUUAAAAAUAGUGUUAGGAAGAAGAACAAAGCAAGUAUGAAUUCAGAAGAAUGUCUUGGGGUUUUCCCAAAUGCCAUCUCUUGAAAUGCCCAGAAAAUAACGUAUGUGAACUGAUAAAUGGAGUUUAUUUGCAUUUAUUGUGAGGCUACAAGAAUUAACAUUUGUUGAUUUCAUGGCAUAAUUAAGCUCACUCAGAAGUUAUGUGUCUUCAUUUUUAGGUAGGUUAAUUAGAGCAAGAUAUUUUCUUCCUUUUGUUGCUAUGCAACUGUUUACUGAUGAUGCUUCAAACCACAAUUUUAUAUAUGUUCAUAUGACAAUCAUUUUUCCAAGAAUAUUUAUUAUUUUAGGUAAAUACGGAAUUUUAGUGAAUCUGAGUUUUUCCGGCGAUCCCUAAAAGGGAAAUUAGCAUUCCAUGAGCCAUUUAGCAAUUCUUUGGGAAAACAAAAACAUUUUUAUAGCAACGAAGUAACGUAAGUUUGAGUUGACUUUUUAUAACGAAGUAUGGCAUUAUUUUUCAGCAUUUGCAUAAUUUUUAUGCUACAUUCAGGUACGAGCCUUCUGGAUUUUGAAACCACUUCUAAGAAGAUCUAAAGUGCCAUGAUGGGACAUCAUGGUAUCUCUGUUUUGUGUGAAAAGAGUUUUUUUUUCACAAAUAGAAAAAUAUCAUUUGCUCCCUUGACAAUGCUUUUUGGUAAGAUGCCUUUGUUUUCAUAUCUUUUUUGCACAAAACAAUGUCCACGUUUUGUAUUGAAGAAGUGACAAUGCAGUUCUGCCUUUUCUAUCUCAUCUGUUUCUCUUAUUUUUUAAUGAUGUAGAUUUUCUUCUAAUCUCUCAUGGCAAUAUUUGGAUCGAUUGCCUUGAUCGCGUUUUAUUAUUUUCACUGCAUGCAUUUUAAUCACUGUAUUCCUUGAUGUUUGAUUUAUUAAUUAUGGGCAUUUCAAUUAGAAGAGCAUGGAAAUGUACUAAGAAAGGCUAUUUUAUAUUGAGAAUAUAUGCAUUUUGUAUUCCACACACCAGAGAUGAUAUUACACACUGAUUAUUUUAUGCUGCUGUUUAUUAAAACAUUUUUAAUAUG